CUGUUCUCUCUUCUCCCCCCUGCCCCACCGCAGACUUCUACCUUGUAAAUACUGUUAUUUGUAUAUACUGUAAAUGAUGACAUCGGUGGGCACUAACCGAGCCCGGGGGAGCUGGGAGCAGACACAGACACAGAGCCAGACACAGCACAAGCAGCGGCCGCAGGCCACUGCGGAACAGAUUCGACUUGCACAGAUGAUUUCGGACCACAACGACGCUGACUUUGAGGAGAAGGUGAAACAACUGAUUGACAUCACAGGGAAGAACCAGGACGAGUGUGUGAUUGCUCUGCACGACUGCAAUGGGGACGUUAACAGAGCCAUCAAUGUGCUGCUGGAGGGCAAUCCGGACACGCAUUCCUGGGAGAUGGUCGGGAAGAAGAAAGGCGUCUCGGGACAGAAGGACAGCGGACAGACAGAACCCAGUGAGGAGAGCAAAGAGAACCGAGAGAGAGAUCGGGAUUUCAGCAGGCGACGUGGAGGACCGCCGCGGCGGGGCCGGGGUGCCAGCCGUGGCAGAGAAUUUCGGGGCCAGGAGAACGGGCUGGAUGGUGGGAAGAGUGGAGGCUCUUCUGGAAGAGGCACGGAGAGAGGGAGACGGGGACGUGGCCGGGGCCGAGGUGGCUCUGGAAGGCGGGGGGGAAGAUUCUCUGCCCAAGGCAUGGGAACUUUCAACCCAGCUGACUACGCUGAGCCAACCAGCACGGAUGAGAGCUAUGGGAAUAGCAACACCAACACGUGGAACAACACGGGCAGCUUCGAGCCGGACGAUGGCACGAGACUUGAUUUCAUUGGGGGUGAGGGCUCAAAUUAUCCCCGAAAAUUUGACACUGCUCCUGGUACGAUACAUCCAGGUGCAUGGAGGGCUGCGACGGAGGAGUGGGGCACUGAGGACUGGAAUGAAGAUCUGUCUGAGACAAAGAUCUUCACUGCAUCCAACGUGUCUUCAGUGCCUCUGCCUACAGAGAACGUGACAAUCACAGCUGGGCAGAGAAUCGACCUUGCAGUGCUGCUAGGAAAGACACCCUCUUCCAUGGAGAAUGAGUCAACAAACCUGGAGUCCUCCCAGGCCCCUUCCUUGGCACAGCCUCUGGUGUUCAGCAAUUCCAAGCAGAGUGCCAUGUCCCAGCCGGCCUCUGGGAACUCCUUCUCUCACCACAGCAUGGUGAGCAUGCUGGGGAAAGGGUUUGGAGACGUCGGGGAGGCCAAAGGCAGCAGCACCACGGGCUCACAGUUCCUGGAGCAGUUCAAGACGGCCCAGGCUCUGGCCCAGCUGGCAGCUCAGCACAGCCAGCCAGGCAGCAGCACUGCUGCCUCCACCUGGGACAUGGGAUCGGCCACACAGACCUCAUCCCUCGUGCAGUACGAUCUCAAGAACCCAACAGACUCCUCUGUGCACAGUCCCUUUGCCAAGAGGCAGGCCUUCACGUCCACUUCCACGAUGAUAGAGGUGUUCAUGCAGGAGAAGCAGCCUGUGGUGACAGCCUCCACCACCGUGCCGGCACCGCCGUCUUCGCCGCUGCCCAGCAAAGCCAACCCCGUUCCCCAAAUGUCCCCGGGCUCCUCUGACAACCAGUCCUCCAGUCCCCAGCCUGCACAGCAGAAGCUGAAACAGCAAAAGAAAAAAGCAUCGUUAACAUCAAAGAUUCCUGCCCUGGCGGUGGAGAUGCCUGGCUCAGCAGAUAUCUCAGGGUUAAACCUGCAGUUUGGGGCAUUACAGUUUGGUUCAGAGCCUGUUCUCGCCGAGUACGAAUCGACGCCCACGACGAGCGCUGCUGUCAGCCAACCUCAGAGCAGCCUGUACACCAGCACUGCUAGUGAAUCUUCAUCCACAAUUUCGUCCAAUCAAAGCCAGGAGUCUGGUUACCAGAGCGGCACAAUACAGACAGCAACAUUUACCUCCCAGAACAGCGCUCAGGGACCACUGUAUGAACAGAGAUCCACCCAGACGAGGCGAUACCCAAAUUCCAUCUCCUCCUCGCCCCAGAAAGACCUAACCCAGGCCAAGAAUGGUUUCAGUUCCGUACAACCCACGCCAUUACAAAGCACGCAGGCUGUUGAAGGUGCUACCGGCCCCGCAGUGAAGUCUGAUUCCCCUUCUGCUCCCAGCAUGACGCCUCUCAAUGACGGCGUGUCUGCGGCGUCGCUGCUGAGCACAGCCAGCCAGCAUUCGACAGCUCUGAGCAGCCUGAGCCACAGCGAGGAGCUGCCCAGCACCACGGCCGCCCAGCUCAGCAGUACGUUACCCACCCAGCAGAACAGUCUGUCCUCAUCCACAUCCUCUGGGCGAACAUCAACUUCAACUCUUCUGCACACGAGUGUGGAGAGUGAAGCCAGCCUCCAUUCUUCUGCUAGCACUUUCUCCACCUCCUCCAGCACGGUGUCGGCUGCCCCGCCGGUCAUAAGCGUUUCAUCCAGCCUCAGCAGCGUCAGCAGCCUGGGCCUCAGCCUCAGCAGCAACUCCACGGUGACGGCCUCCACUCGCAGCUCCGUGGCGACGACAUCAGGAAAAGCCCCUCCCAACCUCCCCCCUGGAGUCCCACCGUUGUUGCCUAACCCGUACAUCAUGGCUCCAGGAUUGCUACAUGCCUACCCGCCACAGGUGUAUGGAUAUGAUGACCUGCAAAUGCUCCAGACGAGAUUCCCAUUGGAUUAUUACAGCAUCCCAUUCCCCACGCCCACCACCCCACUGACUGGAAGAGAUGGCAGCCUGAGCAGCAAUCCGUACUCUGGUGACUUAACAAAAUUCGGCCGAGGCGACGCCUCCUCCCCUGCUCCUGCAACGACUUUGGCACAGCCUCAGCAGAGCCAGACCCAAACCCACCACACCACGCAGCAGACGUUCCUGAACCCAGCGCUGCCUCCUGGCUACAGUUACACCAGUCUGCCGUACUACACAGGGGUACCAGGGCUCCCCAGCACCUUCCAGUACGGGCCCGCCGUGUUCCCUGUUGCUCCUACCUCUUCCAAGCAGCAUGGUGUGAAUGUCAGCGUCAACGCAUCAGCAACCCCUUUCCAGCAGCCCAGUGGCUACGGCUCUCAUGGAUACAGCGCUGGUGUAUCUGUGACAUCCAGUAACACAGGCGUGCCGGACAUCUCGGGCUCUGUCUACUCCAAAACUCAGCAAUCCUUCGAGAAGCAGGGAUUUCACACUGGAACCCCGGCAGCCUCCUUCAACCUGCCUUCAGCGCUGGGCAGCGGCGGCCCCAUCAACCCCGCGACGGCAGCCGCGUACCCCCCGACCCCCUUCAUGCACAUCCUCACCCCGCAUCAGCAGCCCCAUUCGCAGAUCCUCCACCACCACCUGCAGCAGGACGGGCAGCUUCCAUAUUUGCAGAUGAUACUGUGCUGCCAACGCCAGCAGGAAGAUCAGAGCGGCUCCGGGCAGCGCAGCCAAGGCAGCUCCAUCCCCCAGAAAUCCCAGGCCAACAAGUCUGCCUACAACAGCUACAGCUGGGGCACCAACUGAGCAGGGCGGCCCCCACCCACCAGUUGCUUACGACAAGAACCCCACGAAGACAAGAACCCCACGAAGCGACGCCGACUGAUGUGGGAGGAGGAGGAGGAGAAGAAACCCCCAGGGCAGCGCCGGCCCCGGGCAGGGCAGGGCGGGCGGCUCCGCGUUGUCUGUUUUCAGCCACCUUUCCUGUUGUAUGUAAUAUAGAAUUUGUAUUUUUCUUUUAUUUUUUUCUUCUCCCCUCCCCUUCUUCUCUCUCUCUGCAUUCAGACUCUGACCCGUUUGCCGUAGGGGCCUUUUUUGGUUUGUACUCCUUCCCCCCUCCCUCCUUCCCCUCCCCCCCCAUCCCCGCUCCUCCCGCUGCCCCUCGGACCCAAAGGAGUGGAAGCUGCGCGCCGCCUACAGCAAACCCCUUAUAUUAGGAAUAAGAGCAGUAAUUGAUAUGAACAGCAUUGUAAGAUGAAUUAGUUGAAGUGUUUUUUUUGUACCGUGUUCUAAAUUUAAUGGAUAAAUGUGUCUUGUAUAUAAAAACAAAAACCCCAA
Messenger RNA from Meleagris gallopavo (turkey), 3997 nucleotides. The record is from RefSeq and is a predicted model, not a curated record. NCBI's taxonomy places the organism in Eukaryota, Metazoa, Chordata, Aves, Galliformes, Phasianidae.